UUUAGCCAACCAACAGUAACCAGCUCUACAGCAGUCGACACCGUUCGUUAUGACCAAGUUAUGACAGUUUGUAAGGUGAUAGUAACUCUCUAUAUAGUGAUUGAAUAAUGAAAAUUAUGACCGUUUUGCACUUCUACGAGUGAUUUCACGUCUUGGUUAGUAACGGUUCACCGCGAGCAACUGCUACAACUGUAACCGUCCUAAAUUGGUUUUGACUACAGUUGCCUAGGUCGUUAGUGCUGCGCAUGGCUGUAUAUAACUAGAACUGUUCGAUUCGACCAUGGUGGAGGUUUUUGUUGGGAAAACUCUGCUCAAUAAAGAAGGGGAUCUUAUUGAUCCAGAAGAAACUCUCAAGAAUAAAGUAGUAGGAAUAUAUUUUUCUGCCGGCUGGUGCCCGCCUUGUCGAGAUUUCACCCCUAUUCUAUGCGAUUUUUACACGGAACUUGUCGAGGAGAGCGAGCCACCUGCACAGUUCGAAAUAGUUUUCAUAUCUUCUGACAAGUCAAGUGAUGAUAUGGUGGAAUAUUAUCAUGACAUGCACGGGGACUGGCUGGCCCUGCCAUGGACGGAUCAAUACAAACAUGAUCUCAAGAACAGGUACAAAAUCACAGCAGUCCCCAAGCUGGUGAUUGUGAAGGAGAAUGGAGACGUGAUCACAGACAAAGGCAGGAAACAGAUCCGGGACCAGGGCCUGGCCUGCUUCAGGAGCUGGCUUGAGGCGGCCGAAGUCUUCCACAACUUUAAAGCUUCCUAGACAUUCUAAAAUACAUAAUUCUACAUUCUAGAGCAGCUUCCUGCUCCUAACCCAUAAAGACUGUUCUUAUCUAGCUGUCUAUUCUAAACUUCUGCACUACAAUGCAAUACUGUCUAUAUUCUAAACUUCUGCACUACAACACAAUACUGUCUAUAUUCUAAACUUCUGCACUACAACACAAUACUGUCUAUAUUCUAAACUUCUGCACUACAACACAAUACUGUCUAUAUUCUAAACUUCUGCUCUACAACACAAUACUGUCUAUAUUCUAAACUUCUGCACUACAAUGACAAUAUUGCUUUUUUUCUAAUGAAUAGACAUGAGUGGCUUAUAUUUUCGAAAUACAUAUUUUGAGGCGUAUGGCUAUUUUUUAUAUUUUGUUUUAUAUGCCUUAAAAUGCACAAUAAUGAUUAAAUCCUUUGCUGUCUGUU
Messenger RNA from Salmo salar (Atlantic salmon), 1185 nucleotides. RefSeq names its product nucleoredoxin like 2 (gene nxnl2). Gene Ontology annotation, biological process: sensory perception of smell; visual perception; photoreceptor cell maintenance. The record is from RefSeq and is a predicted model, not a curated record. Lineage: Eukaryota; Metazoa; Chordata; Actinopteri; Salmoniformes; Salmonidae.